GAAGAAAGGGACAUCACAACGCAUUGUGGUCGGACGUCGACAAGGUCGGUCUUAGCACACCUUGUCUAAUAUUUAAAGCCCAUAUUAUCACAUUUGUAAGACAAAAUUCAUUCGAGUGUCAGCUUUCCGAUUUGUCCGCUAGAUGUCGCAUAUUUCGAUUUAUGGAAGUUAUUUAAAUUUGAAUGGUUUUCACUAUCCAGAAAUUUCAACCUACCCAGAUUAUAUUACGUGAAAAACAAUGGCGUCAACGCAAGUAGUUUCUCUUAAUAUUGGACAAAUGAAGCGAGUUCACUUCCCAACAGAAGGUGUUGACAGACCUGCAGAGCCCACUAUUCCACAUUUUGUGAGUCCAAAGAAAAUGGUUAAACAGUCAAACAGUCAACGGAAAAGGAGUUUAAGUCUUUCGUUUGAAAGCAAACCUCAACACUUCAAGAGGAGACGCAAAGAUGAGUUUGUGAGACCAACAAAGUUUCUGCUUGGAGGCAACAGCAGAGAUCCAUUAAACUUGGGAAGUCUAGCAGAUGAAAGAAUUAACCGAGCUUUGAAUGAACAUACUCCAGAAUCCUCACCUCUACCUACCCCUAAGCACCGAAAGGAAGAAAUUGAAGUAUUAAUUCCAUCUAAUAUAAGGGAUCCAUUAAAUUUGAAUAUGCCAGAUGAUGAUUUAGCGGAAAGAGCAUUGAUUUCUCCGAAUGCAGUGAUGAGGAAAAAGCGAGGGCGAAACCGCAAACGAAGGAGAACGAACAGUGCUAGUGAAGUGCUAGAUGCUCGAAGAAAUUCACCUGAGUUAAGAACGCUCACAUUGGAUCUUCCUGUGGUUAAGCCAGUUGCCGUACAGGCAGCAGAAAACCAUGUUGCAGCCGAAACAAAACCAGAAAACUCUAUUAGUACGCGAGAAUUCAAAGAUUUAAAGUUGAAAACGGAAGCGAUCAGGCAUUGCAGGCGGCCGGAUGACAAAAUAGUUAGCCCUGUAGUUCCACAACCUGGAGCUAGAAAGCGAUGUGGAUUUUUUCCAAGAUCUCUUUCAAAAGAGUCUACUGCCAAAACUCAAAGUCAGCGCCCGUUUUCUCGAUGCCCUUCAAGAGAAAGUCAAAUGGCCGGAAGCAGCCAAUUAAAUAAUAAUUCUGAACAGUCUUGUUCAAGUCAGAACGUAAAAGAGGUUAAACGGUUUCAGUAUGGAAAUUACGAUAGGUAUUAUGGUUAUCGCAACCCCAACUGCGAAGACCUGCGACUCCGUUCGUUCUGGCGUGAGUGGUUCGAAGACAAAGACGUCUUGGAUAUUGGAUGCAAUGCAGGACACGUGACACUUUGCGUGGCUCGUGAUUUCAAUCCAAAACAAAUCGUUGGAAUUGACAUUGACCCCAAAUUGAUAGCAAUUGCUCGCAAGAAUAUAAAAACUUACUCUGGCUCCCAUCCGAAUGAACGUCAAUUCCCAGUUUCCAUGCCACUCAUGUACGGAUCCAUACCAAGCACCAGUUCAUCUGCCGCAUCAUCCCGCUUUCCCGACAACGUUUCUUUCGUCCAGGGGAAUUACGUACCCGAAAGCGACGAAUUUCUUCAAAUGGUUCAACCAGAAUAUGAUGCUAUUCUUUGUCUUUCCGUCACGAAAUGGGUACAUCUCAAUUGGAAAGAUGCUGGACUGAAACGUUUUUUCCACAGAAUUUUCGCCCAUUUACGACCAGGAGGAAAAUUGGUACUUGAGGCGCAAGGUUGGGCAUCUUACAACAAGAGAAAAAAUUAACGGUGAGUUGCAAUACAAAUUUCCUAGGGAAAUUAAAAACUGAAGUAUCUGCUUACAUUCCACAGGAAACUAUUGCUGCAAACUAUGCGGCUAUUCAACUAUAUCCUGAGCGGUUUCCUGAUUAUCUACUUUCGCAAGUAGGGUUCUCUACUUGCGAAGAAAUAGCAACCCCACAUCAUGCUGCUAAAGGCUUUCGGCGACCCAUUCACGUUUUCACAAAACCUAUAAGUAGUUGUCCUACAACGCCAAAAGACAAUGUUGGGUGAGUAGUAACUGAAAUAUCUCCCAUUUUCUAUUGUUAGCCAGGAUCUUCAACGAUUGUACAGUUUUUUUUCUUCGUUCUUGAAUCGCUUUUGCUUAUCCAUUACACUCUUUGGCAAGUAUUCAGUAUAUUCCUUUCGAAUUUUCGAGAUCUCUGGUGUGUCCUAUUCCUGUUCCAAUUUCUUUUCACCUUUCAUUUUUUUGCAGCACCUUGAUCACGCCACUUCCUAGUUUCAUUUCCUCAGUAAGAUUUUCAUUAUUGGAUGAAUUCAGUUGGAUUGGUGUGAUACGUUAGCACAAGAAUGUACAGUCAAUUAUAUUUUAUAAUAAAAGACUGUUAAAUCAGACUAAAAUAAUA
Molecule: messenger RNA, 2360 nt
Organism: Daphnia carinata
Lineage: Eukaryota; Metazoa; Arthropoda; Branchiopoda; Diplostraca; Daphniidae
Product: 7SK snRNA methylphosphate capping enzyme-like
Exons: 4
Coding region: 239-1741 (500 amino acids)
Biological process (GO): snRNA modification
Molecular function (GO): RNA methyltransferase activity; snRNA binding; O-methyltransferase activity
Source: RefSeq, a predicted model, not a curated record